Messenger RNA from Cucurbita moschata (crookneck pumpkin), 3289 nucleotides. RefSeq names its product E3 ubiquitin-protein ligase UPL5-like. The transcript is spliced from 3 exons. Gene Ontology annotation, molecular function: ubiquitin-protein transferase activity; protein binding. Bases 225 to 2990 code for a protein of 921 amino acids. The record is from RefSeq and is a predicted model, not a curated record. Gene Ontology annotation, biological process: proteasome-mediated ubiquitin-dependent protein catabolic process; positive regulation of protein catabolic process; protein polyubiquitination. Lineage: Eukaryota; Viridiplantae; Streptophyta; Magnoliopsida; Cucurbitales; Cucurbitaceae.
UUUAGAAAUAUAAUUUGCAUAAAAUUUGGGAGUGACGCCUCUGACGUGAACCACUCCAAUUUUCUUCCUCGUUUGUUUCUUCACUUUCUCUCCGAUCUUCUCCCAUCGCCGCUUGCGCCCCCACGCCGACCUUCUCUUCUCCACCGCCGAAUCAUUCUACGUGCUCUUGUUUUUGACCUUGGGCCUUUGGUUUUACAUGGUGGUCUGGUGGCUGCCCACCUUCAAUGUCUAUCGCCGAAUUUCCUACCAACGUCGAUCACGUCCACAUCAAUAGCAGCAGCCCCAACGCCGCCGAUCACUAUCAGCUUAAUCGCAACCAUUCCCAGGGUCAUCGUCAUCCUUGCGUCUCAUCCAAGCGCAAGUUAGAUGAAUAUGCUCCCAAUUUCGACGAUGAUGACGAGGACGAGGACGAGGACGUUCACUUGUUUAACUUAGUUUCUGUCAGAAUGAAGAGGGGUGAGACGUGUGUGAUCGACUGCUCUUCUGACGGCCGGCUCGGUGAAGGGACUAGCACCGACUGUGAGCAACGGGAUUUUGAUGCCCUUUCGACCUCUUUGGCGGCAGAAACCUCGCCAGAGCCCACUCCCUCUUCGUACGAGUUGCAAUUUUUUGUUAGAACGAUCUCCGCUGGGAAUACUAUGGUAAUGCUUGCAAAUAUUAACGAUACUGUGAUGUCGCUUCAUGAACGCAUUCAAGCUAUUACGCGUAUACCAAUUUUCGAGCAGAGAUUGAUAUAUAGGGGAAGGCAACUCCGGCACGAACAGACACUCCUCGAUUGUUCGAUACAGAACAAUGCGGAGUUGCAAUUGGUUGGUCGCAUGAGAAGCACGGAGCAUCCGAAGGCUUGGCAGAUUGUUGACGAUAUGGUUUCGUUGAUUCUACGACUUUAUAGGGGCGAAACUGUGUUUUCUGCUUUGGAAAUUAUCACUACCUCGAUGACUGAUUUCUUAAGUUUGGCUACGGCAACGGACUUAGAUCAGACAAUUAAGCAACUCCAAAUUUUCUUGUCCCUCUCCGCCCCAGCUGCGCUAGUGAUGCUUUAUUUGUCUCCGAUGAAAGGUAAUAAAGAGUGUGCUGAUAAUCUGAUUAAGCAUUUUAUGGAUUUACUUCGCCAUUCAGUUUCCAAACAGUUGCACAAGUGUUGUGCGAUUAUAGCAUUAGAAUUUUGUAAUUUGCUUAGGAGAGAUAAUCCGGAGGAUAGUUUAUAUGUUUUAUGCCGAAGUACUCUGGGUUCAUUAUUGGAGGCUGAUGCAAUUGCUUGCGGGAUGAGAUGUAUAGAAAGUGUUAGGGAACCCAUCAAAACACUUGAACUCAUUCCGUUUGUUGACGAGUUAGCCAAUAAAUUGUCCAUCGAUUUGUCCUCAAGUAUACGGUCUCCCACAAGUGCAGGGCCUUCUGCGACUGAUAUUCGUGAUUUUACAGCAUUUUCGCUUCCUUUGCACAAAGCAAUUGAAGGACAACUGAGUUUUCAUUGCUCCAAGCGUGUGCCUCUGUAUAGGGGAGGUUAUAGAGAUCCUUCUUAUGGUGAAGAGGGCGAAUUUCUUUAUAAUAUAUAUCUUGGUUUGUUGAAAAAGAUGGAUAUGUGCCUUCAAGAAAUGCAAAAUUUUUUGGUUGACAAAGAAAAGGGGGACCAUGUAAUCCCAUAUCCCGGAUGGUCUCAAUAUCUUGCAAUUCUAGAAAAAUUGAAUAGCACCUCCCAUCUCUUCCAGGGUCUUGAAGAAGAAUUUUGGACAAUCAUGAAGCCAAGGAAAUCUUCUAUUUGUGAGCUUAUUGUGAGAUUUGCAAAACGAGGCGAUGAUUACUCAUGGAUUCUUUGCCAUAAGGAUGUAAUGAAUUCUGAAUCUAGAAGGCAUUUGUCGAUGCUCAUGUUUCCAGAGCCAACAGAAGAUUACGAAGAGUUGCAGGAAAUGCUGAUUGAUAGGUCCCAAUUGUUGGAAGAAUCGUUUGAGUACAUCUCAAAUGCAAGUGUUGAGGCUCUACGCCAUGGACUCUUUAUGGAAUUCAAGAAUGAGGAAGCUACAGGUCCUGGUGUCUUGCGAGAGUGGUUUUUUCUGGUCAGCAAGGCUAUUUUUAACCCACAAAAUGCCCUUUUUGUUGCAUGUCCCAAUGACCGAAGAAGAUUCUUUCCCAACCCUGCUUCAAAGGUGGACCCUAUGCAUCUCAAUUAUUUCAAAUUUUCUGGCAGAGUUAUUGCACUAGCUUUGAUGCAUAAAGUGCAAAUUGGUAUCGUCUUUGAUCGUGUUUUUUUCUUGCAAUUGGCUGGAAUGUGCAUCUCCUUGGAGGAUAUACGAGAUGCUGAUCCAUACUUAUAUAAUAGCUGUAAGCAGAUUCUUGAUAUGGACGCCAAUAUUGUUGAUUCAGAUGCUUUAGGACUUACAUUUACUUACGAUUUCGAGGAGCUAGGAACAAGAAAUGUUCUGGACCUUUGCCCAGGAGGCAAAGACAUGGUUGUCAAUAGUAAGAAUCGUGGGGAAUAUGUUAAGCUUCUAAUAGAGAACCGCUUCAUGAAAUCUGUCUCUGAGCAGAUAUCACAUUUUGCAAGUGGUUUUACUGAUAUACUUUCUGACAAAAUAUUACACGAAUGCUUUUUCAAAAACCUAGAGCCUGAAGAUCUUGAUUGGAUGCUAUAUGGGAGUGAAAGUGCAAUCUCUGUUGAAGAUUGGAAGGUGCACACCGAAUACAAUGGCUACAAAGAAAAUGAUCUCCAGAUAUCCUGGUUUUGGAAGAUUGUGUCCGGGAUGACACUGGAGCAGAGGAAGAAUCUUCUGUUCUUCUGGACUUCAGUCAAAUACCUUCCAGUCCAGGGUUUCAAAGGCUUGGCUUCAAAGCUCUACAUUUACAAGUCUUCGUCUCCAUGUGAUCAUCUUCCUUCUUCUCAUACAUGCUUUUUCCGGCUGUGCUUCCCGCCGUACCCCACCAAGUCUAUCAUGAAAAGUCGCCUUCAAAUUAUCACUCAAGAGCACGUCGGAUGUAGCUUUGGUACAUGGUAACCCCCCUUUUGCUUGGAUUUUGUCUGCACAUAUUUUUGUUCUGGCCUUGUACAGAAUCCACAGAUAAGAAUGGCCAUCCCCGUGUUUUGUGAUCAGACUUUUAUUGCAGCUUCUAAGGUUUUAUAGUCCUAGUUAAUUUUCAAUAAAAUGUCAUUCCUAAUUUUCAGUGUCCAGAAUUGUGGUACCCAAGAGGAAGAAUAUUCUCUUACGCUAACUCUUAUGGAUUUCUUUGUAUUAAUUGCAACUUUAACUCUCAACUGUAAGUAUUUUUCCGUUGUGUGUACAAGUUCUUUAUAGAA